Messenger RNA from Epinephelus moara (kelp grouper), 2551 nucleotides. RefSeq names its product syntaphilin (gene snpha). Gene Ontology annotation, cellular component: cytoplasmic microtubule; mitochondrion. Gene Ontology annotation, biological process: neuron differentiation. The transcript is spliced from 5 exons. The coding region runs from base 201 to 1775 and encodes 524 amino acids. NCBI's taxonomy places the organism in Eukaryota, Metazoa, Chordata, Actinopteri, Perciformes, Serranidae. The record is from RefSeq and is a predicted model, not a curated record.
AGGAUGGACUCUCAUCAGCAGCAGCAGCAGCAGCAUCCUCUCUUCCUGUUGCCACCGGGGACUCUUCAUCGACCAUCAAGUCUGGCGGGAACCGAGGCUUUUCUACGAUGCGCAACUUCCAUCUGCCCAAAUGCUGUGAGGGCUCCUAGCGUCCCUCUCUAGAGACAGCAGUGGAGAGGUUGGAGGUCCCUCGCUCAUCAAUGUCUCUCACUCCGAGUCGGAAGCCCUCCUCAGGUCAGCGCAGGCGCUCAGUGGGCACUGGAGGUGGCAGCGGGCGAUAUUCCCACAGCGAUACAUCCAGUACCCACACAUACCCCGGUCGGAUCAGGGCAGCAGAGAGCAGCCCCACAGCCCGGACGUAUCCGAGUACACCGAGGCGUCAGGCGAAGCACACAACCUGCAGCGACAACCAUGGCAUCAGGCCGCCGACCCCGGAGCAGUACCUCACACCUCUGCAGCAGAAGGAGGUGUGUAUACGACAUCUGCGAGCCAGACUGAGGGACAAUGUGGAGAGAUUACAACACAGAGACUGUGAAAUAGAUGAGCUGAGGGCCCAGCUGUACAGGAUGCAGGAGGACUGGAUAGAGGAGGAAUGUCACCGUGUGGAGGCCCAGUUAGCUCUGAAAGAGGCCCGCAAGGAGAUCCAGCACCUUCAGGAGGUGGUUGAGACAGUGAGGUCCAACCUGAGUCUCCGUGAACAAGAACCCCAUGAACACAAGCCAUACUCAGGGUUGCAGGGAGCUCGGCCAGGGGGGAAGUCUCGCUCCUGCGGCUGUUCCCCAGCCAGCACUUUGAGCCGCAGCACCGCCCACACCCGAAUGAGCAAUGAGGCUCUGCAGCUGGAGCGCAGCCCCAACGCUCCUGAGGCGAGCAGAGCGUCUUACACAGCAGGACAAACCCACCUGCUCCUGGAGGCGGCCCUCCUCUCAGAACCGCUGCCGUCACAGGGCCACAUCCGAGGCCCCCCAACUGUGCCGCGCUCUUCCACCUACGAAAGGCUGUGCAGCGGGGGGGCGGUGUUGCCAAUCUCACACUCCUGCCACACUCUCAGUAGCAGCUGCAAGUGCAGUGGCCACGCCUACCUCCCCCAUCAUCACUUGUUCCUGCAUUUACCCCAGGAGGAGGCCCCAGUGACAGCGGCGCCUGCUGCUGUCCCUGCUACUGAGCCUAUCCCUAUUCCUUGUCCUGCCGCAGAGAGGAAGCCAGAAGUGCGCUCACAGGCCUGCAGCCCCACCAUGAGCUGGCUGUGUGAGGAGAGCGGUGUCGAGGAGCUGAGUGUCAUUUCUUUAGCCACAGCAGAGGUCACCCCCUCAGAGCCACAUCUAUUUCCAUCGUCUUUACCUGCUGCGUCCCCUUCUGAGCAUUCACACAGCGUAGAGCCGCCCGACAAAUCAGAGCAGGUCACAAAGACGCCAACAGAGCCCCACACCUGCCAGCCCCACCCUACAGCUCCGCUCCCAGAGAGACAGGACGCUGUGGCAGUGGAUCUAGGAGAGGACGAUAAGGAUGAACCUGAAGGUACAGACGAAGAUGGCUACCCGCCUCAGCUCUGCCACUGGAGCCGCUACUUUCUUGUAGAUCUGUUAGCUUUGGCAAUGCCAGUGGUCCCAACCAUGGCAUGGCUGUGUCGAGGGGCGCCACGGGGAGUCAUGCCGGUGUAUCAUAUCGGCUCCCUGCUGAGAGGUUGCUGUGCUGUGGCCCUCCACUCACUGCGUCGCCGGGGUGCAGGCAGGGGACGCAGGCCCACCAGCAUGAACGGAACAACACCAAUCUGACACUCUCUGACAUAAAGAUCACAACUCCCAACCUCUGCAGGCACAGCUACGCUGAGUUUCUCACAUUCUGGUCAUUGCCACGUGUUGGGUAUCUCCUCUUUUAAGAUUUCUAGAUUUUACAUAAUGCCCUUGUGAUUCUGUGCUCAUGCCUUGCCUUAGAGAACAAAGGAUUAGUUGUACAUUAUUUCAGUAUUCAGAUAUCCUUACUGCUCCUGCCUGCAGUUUAAGUGGUUUUCUCUUUCUUGGAAUUUGCAUGUAACCCACAGUUUGGUUGGGUUCUCUUGCUUGAAUUAAAAAAAGCCCACCUGGAUAUAGAUGAUAUCCUCGGGUGAAAAUAAUCAGUUGAUUUCAUGAAACAUGAAAGAGAACUUGUUUGAAGUUGAAUGCUCCUCUAUUUUCAUCAUCAUGUUUUUAAAAAUUGUGAAAAAGGAGACUCACGGUCAUUAAAGUUUCUUUGGCAUCAAUGUCCCACAAAAUCAGAAAAAUAAAUUACAGUCAGAACUUUUCUGACUUUUUCCACACAUAGUUAAUAGAUUUACAGAGCACAUCAAAUGUAGGCAGCAGUCAUCUCCACCCAUGAAAACACUGAAUGUGAAAGCUGUUGGGACUUUUACCUUUUGAGAAGCAUGUGCAUUGAACCCAGCUCUCAGGUGCACAACAGACAGGUUAUUGAUCUUUUUGCCAAUAAACAAAACAUGGGAGUUUAAAACUGUACAGACUCGAUUUCUUUGAUCCUGUUGGGACUAAAAUCAGUUAUGUAUCAGUGGGCCUCAUGC